This is a messenger RNA of Beauveria bassiana ARSEF 2860, 672 nucleotides long. RefSeq lists its product as uncharacterized. Lineage: Eukaryota; Fungi; Ascomycota; Sordariomycetes; Hypocreales; Cordycipitaceae. The coding region runs from base 1 to 672 and encodes 223 amino acids. The record is from RefSeq and is a predicted model, not a curated record. The transcript is spliced from 2 exons.
AUGCGUUAUACCGCCGUCCUUCUCACUUUCUCCUCCGUUGCCCUGGCGGCUCCCAUGGAAUCAGGUGCCACCAUUGCCAUUCGCCAGCAGUCCGGCGGCAUCUUGUCCGGACUCACCAACCUUCUUGGUAACCCCGGCGGUCAGCGUCCCGCCAACGGCACUACCGGUGGAAUCCUGUCCGGGAUCCUUGGUAACUCCGGCACCCAAAACGCACCCAACAACGGUGGUAUCUUGUCCUCAUUCACCAGACUUCUCGGCAACCCCGGCGGCAGUACCACCGGCGGCCAAGCUGCACCCAGCAACGGCAGCGCCGGCGGCGCCCUACCCGGACUCACCAGCAUUCUUGGUAGCCCCGCCGCCGGUCAGCAACCCGCCAGCGGCAGCGGUGCUACCGCCGGCAGCCUCAUGUCCGGUUUCACCAGCCUGUUCAGCAAUCUCGGCAGCCACCUCCCCGGAAGCGGUGACCAAUACCCACCCAACUCUGGCGGCACCGGCGGCGUCAUGGCCGAUUUGCAGGUCCUCCCCGACCACAUGAAGUUUGUCACGAUCCCGACCACCGCGAAUGAGCCGAUCCCAAAGGAGCAAAACAGCCAGCUGCGUGAAGGCCAUCGCAUCGUGCACGUUGCAAUCAACAAGAGCGCCGGGCUUGGUGGCGCCAACAAGAGCACUUAA